This is a messenger RNA of Epinephelus moara (kelp grouper), 5886 nucleotides long. It is a transcript of the gene kcnk4a, whose product is annotated as potassium channel, subfamily K, member 4a. Lineage: Eukaryota; Metazoa; Chordata; Actinopteri; Perciformes; Serranidae. The record is from RefSeq and is a predicted model, not a curated record. Gene Ontology annotation, cellular component: membrane. The transcript is spliced from 8 exons. Bases 400 to 2289 code for a protein of 629 amino acids. Gene Ontology annotation, biological process: potassium ion transmembrane transport; stabilization of membrane potential. Gene Ontology annotation, molecular function: potassium ion leak channel activity.
CACACAUGCACUUUCACAACACACACACACUCGCACAGAGCUCCUUGCAGAGUCCCUGAUGGUGAGAGAACGACACAUGCUGCAUGAGACGAAGUGGGAUAGCAACAUUUCUCCAAACUGAAGGAGACGGAGAUGGACCCACAAUCCUUUGCUCCCAAACACUGAAGACAGACAAGAACCAGAGAAAAAGCAGAGCAGAGAUAAAGAGGAAAGAAGAAACAAAGAUUUCUCUGUCACAUGAUUUGUGGAGCUUUAACAUGGGAUGAGCUCCUGACGUCAGUGACUUAAGGAACUUCCUGUUUAUGGCCAGCUGUGCCCCAGUGUAUCCUGACUGAGAUCCUGGCCUCUGAGCUCUGACCCCCUAACCCUGGAGGGGCAGGGGGGGUCGACGGGGAGAAAAUGCGGUGUACCACCCUUGUGGCCCUGCUGGCGGGGGUUGUGCUGUACCUGGUGAUGGGAGCGCUUGUUUUCAGCACCCUGGAGCUCCCGGAGGAGAGUUCGGCGUACGAUAAACUGAUCACUACCAGGAACACCUUCCUCGAUAACAACACCUGCGUCACCGAGCUGGAGUUCCAGAAGCUUUUGAAGGGAGUGGUGUCUGCGGUGGAGGCAGGCCUGGAUGUGAACAACCAUAAUGCCAACUUUACCACGCGCUGGGACCUGGCCUCCGCCAUCUUCUUCUGUGGUACCAUCAUCACCACCAUAGGUUUUGGGAACCUGUCUCCUCGGACAUGGUACGGCCAGUUGUUCUGUGUGUGCUACGCCCUGGUUGGAAUCCCCAUGUUUGGCAUACUGCUGGCUGGAGUGGGUGACCACAUGGGCACGGUGCUGCGGAGAGCUGUGGCCAAGAUUGAGACCCUCUUCCUGAAGCGUAAGGUCAGGCCGACCACUGUGCGUGUGAUCUCAGCGGUUCUCUCCAUCCUGAUUGGUUGUCUGAUCUUCCUCGCUGUGCCGACAGUCGUGUUUCAGAAAGUGGAGGACUGGUCCUUUCUGGAGUCGCUCUACUUUGUGGUCAUCACUCUGACCACUGUUGGCUUCGGAGACUAUGUACCAGGUGGUCGUGAUGGCAGCAACUGGUUCUUCAAGCCUCUGGUGUGGUUGUGGAUAGUGUUUGGUCUCGCCUACUUUGCCUCAAUCCUCACCAUGAUAGGCAACUGGCUGAGGGUGCUGUCUAAGAGGACCCGCGCUGAGAUGGAGGAGCUGAGGGCCCACGCCACAGACUGGACCCAGAACAUCCAGAACAUGUCCAUGGACUUCCGUAUCCCAAACCCUCUGGAGUUCAACGACCCUUUCCUCCUGCAGCGCCGGCGCUGGAAACGCAGUGAGCGUCGCCGCAUCCGUCGUGGAGCCCAGGGCACUCUGGGAUACUUGGUUCGAGGAGGAUCUGAGAAUGGACACCUGCCGAACCGCUGGGCCGGCCUCUCCAGCUCCAUGAGCCAACUGGAGACCCAUUCGUCUCUUGAGAGGGCGGCGGUGGUGAAGGUCAUGCCACUGGUCAGUGCUGCUGGAGUUGGAACAGUCCCGAGAGCAGGGCCUGCAUUGAGGGUUGACCCCGCUGUGGGUCUGCAGGCGGACGCCAGGUCGUUUCCUCACCUGCUGGGCCGCUCAUUCUCCCUCCCUGUGGCCCACUCCAACUUGGAGCUGAACUCAGCAGGUGCAGCCAUGCAUGGAGGAUCCCCCUCUGGAUCCGAGUCUCCUUUUGACUCCAGAUCAGAUAUGUCCUCAGUCUCCUCGUCCUUUAUGGCGCUCCACAAGUACCAGCCCUGCCAUACAGUUGGCAGCAUGGAGGAGGGAAGAGCGAGGGCCGCAGACAUGAACACAGCACAAGAAACAGACAAACUGAUUCUAGCACAGAAAUGUAUCUCUGUAGACAAAAGCCAUGGCUUCGCACCUGCUCCUGGUUUGCAUGCCCGCUUCCACCGUCCUCCCCCUUCCUGUCCUCUUCCUCGCCACUCAAUCGUCCUUCCCUCCCCUCCCCUCCACGCUGCCUCGUCACCCAGCUGCCAGCUGCUGGAUUUCUUCGGAGAGAACCUGGCGUACAUCGACGAGUCCUCAGACACUCUGAGCGACCGGGCCCAAGCAGGAGCAAACGAGGAGAGGAAGAGACGGCCGCGAAAGCCAAAGAGGAGGAGCAUGAGGAGGCAGCUGCCACACAGGUGGAGCCCCCUGCAGGUGAGAAGGCUCAGCAGUGAUAUGCAGCCACCAUCGAAUCCCCCCACACCACCUCCUGAAUCCUCUGUUUCAGAUGGACCCCAAGAAAACCGGGCAGGUUCGACUCCAACACUCUGACAGCACCCACACUCAGAACACGGUGCCAAAGUCAAGAUGUGACAUAAAGCUGCAGGUUUAUAACAGACGUCACACUCCAACUACUUAGAACAUACAGAACAUACCACAUGCACAUUUCACCAUGAUGGAUAUCACUAAUCAUCCAGGAUAUUUUUAGUAUUUAAGGUUAGCCUCACAAAGUCAGCCCACAAGUUUUGCUUUGUUACUUUGUGACUUGACAAAGCUACAUGGACAUUUGUUCAGGACAGGAAAUCCUUCAUGAGGGCUGUAAUACGUACAUGAUUGACCACUGCUUCCCUCAAACAAGAGGACGAAGAGACAUGAACCUAAUGUAUGUCUGAAUAACUGCAUGAUUCACUGGGCUGUCACUGGUUUUUGCUUCUGAUUCUCAAACAGUAAACACGACAAAGGCCUAAUCCCAUUUCAUAGUUUAACCCCUGCCCCUUGUUUUUGAGUGCCACCUUGCCCCUUGAAACAGAGCUGCGAGGGAAAGUGGUUAAAACUUACUCAGUGAAAAGGGACAACCCUUCAACACCCUGAUAAGUCACUAAGAGUCAUCCAUGUUUGUGUUUUGGUAAACAGACAUGAAACGAGUGUUGCUUUCUCUUGCAUGGGCUACAGGCAUCCUUCUGCGGUUGUGAGGACGCUCACAAUUUGUUCAAGUUUUACGCUAUCAGUCGAUCAAACAAGUCAUCAAAUAACAAAGAACACCACCUCAUUACCGGGCCACUAGCAGUGCUCCGUAGGCUAACGUUAGCAACCCAUGCUCCCAUCCAGCCAGUCUGCACUAAUAGAGGAGGAGAAACAGGUGCAGCAAUUUUACUGUUGGACUCGGUAACUAUCUCCAGUUACCAAAGAGUAUCAGUGUAAGUUCUUGACAGUUACUAUCAGGUGGUAGUCAUCCAAAAUUCAUAGAACCUUAGUCACAUCUGUAACUCUCUUGGUUUGUUGUGUUUCUCAUCUUGGCUGGCACCAACUGAUAUAUGGCAUAUUUUGCAGACUGUCUUAAGCCACGCUUUGUCGCUGCUGACUUCUAUAUUAUUGAUGUGGUGUUAGUGUUUUGUCAACAAUUUCUUCAACUUUGGGGGAUGACGCGAGUUCGCUUUCAGCACUGAAGCUUAACAAGCUCCGUGGCAAUGUAAAACUAACUGGGUGUGGAUUAAAGGUCCAGUGUGUGGGAUUUAGGGGGAUAUAUUGGCAGACUUAGAAUACAAUAUUCAUAACUGUUUUCUUUAGUGUUUAAAAGUCACCUAAAAAUAAUAAUCACUUUGUUUUGUUACCUCAGAAGGAGACGUUACAUAGGGAGCGGGUCUUUGUUUAUGGAAUAUGAAAUGUUGCAUUCGUGUUUUUGCGUUUUCGCACCAUAAUUAGCAACCCCUCCAUGACAGACACUUGGAAAAACGCUGAUUUUUUAAAUGUGAAACUGCUUUGUUCAGUGUUUUUAGCAGUUUAAAUCACCUGGUCCAUUUUUUUUGGAGAGGAGGAGACCUCUGCGGAUAAUUCAGCUACCAGUAAAAACCUCCUGAACAAUAAACACUAAAGGAAUUCUAACCUAGAGAAGUUUCAGCUGGUUGCAAUCUGCAGCCCUCACAGCUAAAUGCCACUAAAUCCCCCAAAAUCUUGCAGACUGGACAUUUUAAAGGAAGCAGCAAAUUACUGCUCUCCAUGUAGUGAGAGUGGAGCAUAGCCCUUCCUUCCUACAAACAGGCAGCGACACUGAGUGUAGAGGCAGAGGAGAGAGAGACUGUCAGAACUUUUCAUAUCAUGGAAAAAUUCCAAAGUAUAUGAUCGCUAUCAUCAGCAGUUUUAUCGCAAUCACCUAUUGACAUUGUUUUAUCAGCCAGCCCUGCUGUGUCCUGUGUUGUUGGUAGUAGCUAUGGAAAUUGAUCCGCUUGUCUUCACAGUGCCAACAGCAAUACCACUGUGAAACGCUAGAGGGAGGGUUGAUAAGUUGUCUGUUUCCACUUGAAAGAGAGGGAUAACAAGGCCUUUCAAAUGAGGGAAUUAUCCUUCCUUUUAAAAAUCAACCACACCUGGUGCGUAAACAGUUGGUCACAAGUUUCACUGGUUUUAAGAGGCUUUAAGUCUCAUCAUUAUCCAGACAUCAUUACACAUAAUUAUCUACUUUGUUGAUCUGUGUUUCAGCCGCUGAGCUCAAUCAAUUCUCAACAGGCGUUUUCAGCAUUAACUCUAAGAUUUAAGUUGGCUUUGUGAGGCGAACUGUUGGCGACUGACUAAUAGCUUUAAAUUCAGUGCAGGGCGUUAUAGCGUAGGUGGGCCACCUCGCUUGAAACCAAUUAGAAAAUAUAUCACACUUUUACGAAAUACAACAUCAAAAGGGAAAAAGACCAGAGAAUGAGAGCAGUUUUUUACACAGCAAAUGACACUUAUUUUAAAAAGUGUGACUUGUUUAGGACGUCUUCUACAAACAAAAUUGAUCACAAGGAACAAUGUACCAGGAUCUGGGUGGCUUACCACCUCGGUUAAAAAAAUCCCCGGGGGGAAAAACCCUGUAGUGGGUGGAAAACUUAAACCACAACAACAGUACUUUAUCAUCGCAGCACCGCAGGGUCAUCAUUCACCCUCAGACCACUGAGUGACGCUGUCAUACAAGCAAACCAUCAUCAAGAUUUGAACUAUUUGAGGGAUGAAGCCGGAAGUAUACACUGCUGCUGAAUGUUUUUAAGGGUUAAAAAGGGUAAAAGUCUGAAGUUACUGUCCACUGCUGUGUGUUAAAUCUUUCUGUGCUCACCUUGGAUAUAAAUGUACAGACUGCUGUUAAGCAAUGCUGACAUUACUUUUAGGAAUGUGGUGUUUACCAGCUAUACGAUCAAGUGUCCUUAAAUCACUUGUGGUUCUGCUUGUGACCACUUUUCCUCUGGGGCGAAACUGUUUGUUAGCAUUAUUUUUAAAGACCCCUCUGCAACAUAAAUAACUGUGCAGGUUUGUCAACCUGUGUCUUCACCUUUCCAGUACUGUAGCAUCUGUCCUCAGUUGAACCCUGUUAGAUGCCUCAUAAUGUCAUAAAGUGACACAUUAAAGUGAUGACUACCAGACUUCUCGUAACACACACUGCUGUCUGACAUUAACCUAACAAGGCUCGCCUGUGCAGAUGCCUUUGAUGUUGUUGGGUUUUUUUUAAUAUCACUGUGAUGGCUUUCAGUAGCAUGCCAAGAAACAAUGUGCCGACAAAGGCAGCGAAAGAGAAGACUGUAAACUAGUAAACAUGGACCAGAAAACUUAUGUAUUCAACAUGUUUGUGAGAUCAAGGCUGAAAAAUGAAGCCAACAUGGAAGUUCAAGAAACUGCAGUUCCUCUAAUGGCCACUUGAGGCUGGCUCCAGAUGCCAGUCUAUCCUCCUCGACCCCCAUGUUAAAAAACUUAACAGCAGAAAUAAACAUGUUUACAGCUUGGUACAAAAAAAUGUUUGGUUUCUAUAGCUAAUUUCUUCAUGCAUGACAACUGUAUGGGGAGUGAUUUUUUUUAACUCACCCAUUCACAUUCAUUAAGGUUACGUCAUUAGAGCUGAGAAUGUGUUUCUGGUUUACCAUACCUCCUUUAUAUCAUAUAAAAAAAUGAAUGCCAUGUGUAGACGAG